UCAAUCAAAUUACUCAUCCUUUUAUCACUACAAGAACCUUAAUUACAUCCAUACAUUUGCUCCUGCUUCAAGAGAAUUAUUCACAACUUUUUAAGUAAUCUCGUAUUUUUUUAAAUAUAAUGGCUGCUUCAGCAUCAUCUGUAGUGUACCACUCUUUCAUGUCUAACAAUGUCGCUCGUCUUCAAACCCAAACACGGAGAAAUGCAAGCUUCAAAGUUUGCUGCAUGGCCGAGGAUAAUAAGCAAGCUCCAAUUUCAACUCCCACUUCUCCACCACCACGUGCUGCACCCAAGAUGAGUACUAAGUUUACAGAUUUACUAGCAUUCAGUGGGCCGGCACCGGAGAGAAUCAAUGGUAGACUUGCCAUGAUUGGGUUUGUUACUGCUAUGGGAGUAGAACUUGCUAAAGGUACUGAUGUUGCAGCACAGUUGGGUGAUGGAGGACUACCAUGGUUUCUAUAUACAUGUGUUUUGCUAUCCGUGGCUUCAAUUGUCCCAUUGGCUCAAGGUGUGAGUGUUGAAUCGAAAUCAGACGGUAUCAUGUCCUCCACUGCUGAGAUGUGGAACGGUAGAGCAGCAAUGCUCGGUUUGGUUGCCUUGGUGCUCACUGAAGUUGCCAAGGGAGGAGCUCUUAUAUAAUUUACACAAUGCUAUGAACUCAUUCCUGUACCGCCUGUUGGUGUUUUAGAAAUUAAAUUUUACAAGGUCCCCAUGUAAAUGUUUUUGAUCGUUAUACAUAUAUGAUAACUUUGCGCAGUGUGCACCUUUUUAUUAU
Papaver somniferum (opium poppy) is the source of this 774-nucleotide messenger RNA. Its product is annotated as early light-induced protein 1, chloroplastic-like. The record is from RefSeq and is a predicted model, not a curated record. NCBI's taxonomy places the organism in Eukaryota, Viridiplantae, Streptophyta, Magnoliopsida, Ranunculales, Papaveraceae. Bases 120 to 638 code for a protein of 172 amino acids. The transcript has 2 exons.